Molecule: messenger RNA, 1487 nt
Organism: Linum trigynum
Lineage: Eukaryota; Viridiplantae; Streptophyta; Magnoliopsida; Malpighiales; Linaceae
Source: the annotation of a GenBank genome assembly
AAUAAGAGACAAACACAGGGGAGAGAGCUGUGGCUGCUGUGUAAAGGAGAGAGCUGGGCUUUCUCCAUUUUUUCCGUUGAAAAGCUCCCAUUUUACUCUCUCCCAGUCAAUCAGAAAUUUGAAAACCUAGAAUUUGAAAUCUACCCACAACCCCGUCUCUCCACUGAUCAUUCAUUUCUUCACCGUCCCAUUUCCGGCGGUAAAAUUUUGGCCCUUGGGUUGCCAAAAUCGCAACAGCAAACAGCAGCUGCUCCCCUGCUUAAAUGUGAGCCAAAUUCUCUUAUCCCCUCUUGAAUUCUAGCUACAUGUUGCGUUCUGGAAUGUAAUUUUUCUGAAACUGAUGUUGAAGUUCCUGUAUUUCGCGAUUUUCUAUAGUUGUUAACCUCAGCAACCAAACUCCCAUUUGCUGGGUUUCUGCUUCCUUCCUAGUUCAAUUAGUUUUGUCUUUCGUUUUCCUCUUAUGCAGGCUGAUUGAAUUUCUGUUUCCACAGAUUCUGUUGCAUUGGCUUCAGAUCUUAAAGGUGCGCCUCUCUGCCUUCUUAUAGAAUUUGGCCUUGCGGAGGUUUUUGUCUCUUCGGUGAUUGGUUUCCUGAAGUUGUUCUUGCUGAAAUCUUUUAGGUUUCCCCUGAAAGAGUGGGACAAUGGAUAAGGAAAAAAAGAGUUCAGAGACUGAUUUUCUGCUACAAUGGGGGACCAAAAAGAGGCUCAGAUGCGUGAAACUGAAGAAAAAUCAAAACUUGGCCAAGAAUUCUAGACCAGCUGAUUCUUUCCCUAAGAAGAGACUCACAUCUGCUGUCGUCACUUUGAAGAAAGAUUCCCCUUCUCGUUUCAUGAAGAGUGAUAUGUUACCAAGCAAGAGGAAGGUACUGUCACCAGAGAAAGAAGACCGGUACUACACUACGAGGGGAUCGUUGGGGUUAGACGAAAGCAGUAAGCUGUUAAUAGAUGGUAUUGAGGAAGAAAAAGGUCAUCAUGUCUGGCCUAAAUUGUUUAUCUCAUUGUCCAAUAAAGAAAAGGAAGAGGAUUUCUUGGCGAUGAAAGGGUGCAAACCAUCUCAAAGGCCCAAGAAAAGGGCCAAGUUGAUCCAAAGAACAAUACUCUUGGUGAGCCCUGGUACAUGGCUGUCGGAUUUGACUCAAGAGAGAUAUGAAGUUCGGGAGAAGAAGACUGCCAAAAGGAGACCCAGGGGAUUGAAGGCAAUGGGCGGUAUGGAAAGUGAUUCAGAAUCAUAGAUCCAUACGUGGCAAGGAGAAAAGUAAAGCAUCGUGAUUGCUUGAAGUGUGAGACUAACCAGCAAUCAAGGACCAGAUCAGAGAUUCUUAUGAGUGAUUUAAUCAUUUCGCGCUUUGCUUGUUGAAGAAAUAUGGCGGUAGUCGUGACUCUUGAGCAGAGCGAUAGAUUAAUGGCAUCCUCUCUUCAGCUCCAUAUUAUCAUACCUGUAACAGUGUUUCACUAUUUGGGUUGGAGUAUAAAUUAAAGCUUAUUUU